This is a messenger RNA of Ornithodoros turicata, 2041 nucleotides long. RefSeq lists its product as uncharacterized. Bases 385 to 1980 code for a protein of 531 amino acids. NCBI's taxonomy places the organism in Eukaryota, Metazoa, Arthropoda, Arachnida, Ixodida, Argasidae. The record is from RefSeq and is a predicted model, not a curated record. The transcript has 3 exons.
GUCGUGUGCAAACUCGGGGUUGAACUCAGUAAUUCCGUAUUGUUCAAUAUUAUCUCGUCCUCUGACCGAAGAAGAACGUCCAGUGAAACUCAAGUCGAAAGAGUAACGUAACGUGUACAAAGGGUUCGUUGCACUCAUCAGUAUUUUCUUGUCCCCUGCCAUGUAUGUAAACUUAUUAACCUUGGACAUGGGCAAUGACCGUAACCCCUGAACGACAGGAAUGGGCUUAUUCUGGGAAGCAGGACGUCGUGUGCAAACUUGGGGUUGAACGAAGGGGUAUAAAACCUGGACUGGGCGGUCCGAAAACAUUCGGGAGCAGAGGUCAUCUUCACGGUUCUCGCUGUCCGAACUGCAAGCAUACAUCCACCUUGAUUGCCUGGUUGAAUGGACCUCGACUUCGGUGCCCCGACUUUUGUCCCAUCCAGUUAUCGCUCGAAGCAUCAAGUGAUUCAGUACCGAAGCAAACGAUGGCCAAAUGCAGUGUUAGAGUUUGCAUUCAAAUCUACAAACAAGAAGGACCCCAGUAUCCAGUACUACAGAUGCACGAGCUGUUAUCGCCUGAGCAGGUUGGCGAGGGGAACCAACGAAACCUGGUCUGUUGCCCACGUCACGCUGCAAAACGGCGUCAUGAGGACAGACCCGGAUCAUCCAUCGACACCGCACAGCUGUGACCCCGCCGAGGAUGCAGAGGCGGCCACAGUCCUUUCCAGGCGUUACAUGUAUGAAGUCCGAACAGACGUACGGACCAGCAGAAAGAGACCUCGGCAGGCAUUCGACGAAGCAGUGUCUGCUGUACAGGUCAGGUUUCAAGAUGACGACGCGAGUCUUCAAAAUGACAUCAAACGCCAGAUGAGCACCAGCUACGGUUUUGCCUCCAAAAGACGUGCGUUGUCGCGCAAUCGACACGCAAACAUUCCGAAGGGAAACUCCAUUGACGCCAUACUUCCGGAGCUGCGAAUUACGAAGGAUGGCCAGCAAUUUCUUCAACUGGAAGACAAGACUGAAGGGAGGAGACUGCUCGUAUUUUACGCCGAGAAGGACCUGGACGCCUUCGCAAACACGGAGUACAUCCUGGGGGAUGGCAACUUCAAGUAUAAUCCAUCCGAAUUUCACAGCCCUGGACAGCUGUACACAAUACAUGCAAUUGUCAAAGGCGAAGCGCACCCCAUAGUGUACGCAUUGAUGCAGGCAACAGAUGUGAGAGCGUACCAAGCGGUGUUCCACACCUUGAAGGAGUCCAUGGUGCGACGAUUUGGUCACGUCGGGAGCCUAUCCACUACGGCGACCUGGCUAUUUGACUAUGAGUCUGCAGCAAUACGGGCAGCACUCAAUGUGUUCCAGACAGCGACGGGUGAACCCAACGUGCGAGGCUGCGCCUUUCACUAUGCCAAGGCCAUCAACAAGAAGCGAGACGAGCUCGGUCUGAAGGUGUUGUGCAGAGAGAACGCCGAAGUCAACCGAUGGUUUGUUCGAGUGAGGCAUCUGCCGUUCGUUCCUGACGACUUCCGCCUGGCCUUCGCCGACGACAUCCUUUCUGUGAAGCCGGACCUGCCUCCACUACAUGCGGCGCGUCUGGCGCUGUUUGACCGGUACUACCGAGCGUACUGGCUCACGAACAGCCUGCUGAAGGACCGCUGGGGACAAUUUGGGAACCGAGGACCGAGGACCACAAACCACGUAGAAGGCUGGCACAAUGGCCUGCACAGUCGGUUCACGUGUCGUCACCCAAACCUGGCCGAGUUCCUGGAGUUCCUGCGAGUCAGUCAGCACGCCGUGCAAAACAGAGUCCAGGCCCUUCUGUUGGACCCGUUGGCAGUGCCAACCCCGACGUCAGCUGCAGUACGGGAGAGAAACGCGAGCCUAUUGCAAGAAAUGGACUCCUUCUCGUGGUACUUGAGCACAAGUCCGGUAUCUUUUAUGGACCUGACCACGUACCUAGACAGAAUCGCCUUGGUUGGUGUCCUGCCGUCGGAAAGUUAGCGUCCGCACAUUUUGUAUCUAAUGUAAAUAUUGUUAUAUUCCAAUUAAAUAGUUGCUUUCA